Mytilus trossulus (common blue mussel) is the source of this 5545-nucleotide messenger RNA. Its product is annotated as putative extracellular sulfatase Sulf-1 homolog. The transcript has 20 exons. The record is from RefSeq and is a predicted model, not a curated record. NCBI's taxonomy places the organism in Eukaryota, Metazoa, Mollusca, Bivalvia, Mytilida, Mytilidae. Gene Ontology annotation, molecular function: N-acetylglucosamine-6-sulfatase activity; glycosaminoglycan binding. The coding region runs from base 235 to 2820 and encodes 861 amino acids.
AUUGGUGGUUCUCCUGACAUAGGAGGAAGUUGUAAAACAGGUAAACGGACAAAGAGGCUUCCUUCCCCUUUCUCUGACAGGCCCCGACCAAACAAAGCUGCAACAAUCAAUAAGAAGAAAAGAGUCACAGUGGCUGAAUAAAGAAUUUAAUCAGGAGUGUACAAUGAUCAAAUCUAAAUUGUUUACUGUCUGAAGAACAGGAUAGUUUACCCUGUGGGGUAUAAGAUAGGGAAGAUGGAAGGAUUUAAGUGCUUUCUUAUAUAUGAAAUGUGUAUAUUGACACUGAUAUGUUCAGGCAUUGCCCAGCGUUCUCCAUACAAGGAGGAUAUCUAUAACAGACGUUCAAACAAGAAGAAGAAAAAUGAUAAACCAAACAUUAUUGUGAUUAUUACUGAUGAUCAGGAUGAACUUUUAGGUUCUAUGCAUGUCAUGCCAAAGACAUUAAAAUGGAUGAGAGAUCAGGGAGUUCAGUUCAACAAUUCAUUUGUAAGCACACCAAUGUGUUGUCCUUCACGUAGUUCUUUUUUAACUGGGAUGUACACACAUAAUCAUCAUGUAUAUACAAACAAUGACAAUUGCUCUUCGCCAUAUUGGCAGGCCAACCAUGAGUCGAGGAGUUUUGCUACAUAUUUAAGUAAUGCAGGUUAUCGUACAGGUUACUUUGGUAAAUAUUUAAAUGAAUAUAAUGGCACAUACAUACCAGCUGGCUGGAGAGAAUGGUUAGGACUUGUGAAAAACUCUCGGUUUUAUAAUUAUACAGUUAAUUUUAAUGGACAGAAGAUGAAACAUGAAGAUAAUUAUUAUCAGGAUUACUUCACUGAUUUGAUUGCUAAUGACAGUGUAACAUUCCUCAAAAGAAGCAAACAGUAUUUUCCUAAAAGACCAGUAUUGAUGGUACUGAGUACUCCAGCACCACACGGUCCUGAGGAUGCAGCCCCUCAAUAUCAACAUCUCUUUUUUAAUAAUACAUUUCAUAGGACACCAAGUUGGAAUGUAGCCCCAAAUUAUGAUAAACAGUAUUUAUUAAAAGUAACAGGUAAAAUGGAACCUAUUGAACAGAGAUUUACUGAUGUUUUACAACAGAAAAGGCUCCAAACUUUACAGAGUGUUGACGAUUUAGUAGAUAAGGUAUGUAGUGAGCUAUGGAUGUUAGGAGAACUUGACAAUACUUAUAUUUUGUACACAUCAGAUCAUGGAUAUCAUUUGGGACAAUAUGGGGUGAUUAAAGGAAAGGCUUUACCAUAUGACUUUGACACCAGAGUACCAUUGUAUAUGAGAGGUCCUGGAAUAUUACCAAGGUCAAAAAUAUCUAAUAUGGUUUUGAAUAUAGAUAUAGCAGCAACAAUCUUAGAUAUAGCUGGGUUAGAAAUACCAGACCAUUUUGAUGGAAAAUCAAUUAUGAGACUGAUCAAAGCUUACAGGGAUCCUCAAAAUGUUGACAGUAAAGGGUUUGUAAAGACGAGGAAGCCAUGGGGUGAUACAGUCCUGUUAGAAAGAGGCAAAAUAACAGGGAAGAGAUAUAAAGAUAUGAUGAGAGAACAGAAGAGAACAUUUUUGGAAAAUCCAGAAACCCGUUUGUUAUAUGCUACACCUAAACAGAAACGCAUAUACAAAGAGUGUGCUAAACCAGAAAACCAACCUCCAUGUAAAGUAGAUCAGAAAUAUCAGUGUAUACAAGACCCAAAGAGAAAGCUUCCUCGUUUGAUGAAGUGUCGUCCAGGGGAUGAAACAAAAGAUCUGAUGCAGAACGACAAUGGACCACCUUGUCAUUGUAAAAAAAGGAGGAAAAGAAGGAGAAUAGCCCGUCUGCAAAGAAAAUACCUUCAAACACAGAUGAAAACCAGUAAUUUAAGGUCGAGCAUUAAGAGAAAGAAAAGAUCGUACAUCAACUCUGUAGAUGAGAACAGUGUUCCUCCAGUUUCACCAAUAGACAGAAGAUGUCGUGUGUUACAAAACAACACUGUUUCGUGUGAUCAGAUUUUGUAUCAGAAUGCUGACGCCUGGAAAAACCACAAAGACCAACUUGAUGAUAUGAUCCAAGAAUAUCGUAAAAUGUUAGAGGAUUUGAGGAAAUACAGAAGGCAUCUUAAAAAGGAAAAGCCAAGAGAGACAUUUUUAUCGCAGUUUGAAAAAAGUGAUGAGUUUUUAGAUACUGUUGGUUUGCCUGGCACAUCACCAGCCUGUAAAUGUGAUACCAAUCAGACAAAUUUUAAUGCACGAAAGGAAGCCAUAAAAGAAGCAAGAAAAGAAAGAAGGAAAAGAAAAAAGAAAAACAAGAAUAAGAAGAGAAAAAGAGAUUGUAACCAAAAUGAUUUGAAAUGUACUAUACAUAAUAAUGAUCAGUGGAAAACCCCUCCUCUCUGGAAUUCAAGUUAUUGGAAUCUCCAAUCUGGAGAAAAAUUGAGACGUCGUGAUCAUCCUGCCUGCAAGAGAGAUAAUAUGGAUUGUUCUAUAAUGGACAACUCUCAUUGGAAAACACAACCGUACUGGACUAAUGGACCAUUCUGUUUCUGCUCAAACUCCAACAACAAUACAUACUGGUGUUUACGCACAAUUAAUAGUACGCAUGACUUGUUGUACUGUGAAUUCAUCAAUAAUUUUAUCAGUUAUUAUGACCUCACAGAAGAUCCCUUUCAGUUAAAAAAUGCCAUACAUGAUGUUAAUUAUGGAGUGUUACAACAACUACAUGAACAACUGAAUGAGAUUAGGAAAUGUGACGGGUACAAACAGUGCUCCAAAGCUUCACAAUCAACCAAAGAACCUAAAAAUACGAGACUAUUGAGGAAUGAUUAUGACUACAGUUAUCUAGAUAAUACAUGAUAGUGGAUUUAUUUAUAUGGAAUAAUCAUGAACAAACUUUGAGUGUCUCAUAAUGUUGUAGACUGUCCAACUUAUUCUCAAGGUUAAAAAAACAAAACAGUUUCGGUUUUACAAAACAUGGAGACUGGCACUUCAUUCACAAUAACAAUGACAGACAUAGUUUAUGUAUAAAAUAAGGGUUUUGAUUUCUGUACCUCUAAUGUCUUAACUUGUUGUAUUACACGGUACAAAUUAACAAUUUAAAAUUUUGUUACCGUUGGUUUUUUUUAAAAAUUUUCUCUGAAACUACUUGGCAAAUUGUGAUGCCUGCCAACCAUCUACUCCAACAUGGUUAGAAAUAGAAUGAAGGGUUAAAAUGCAAGUUUUGUCUAUUAUCUUGAAAACUAGAGAUAGAAGAUAUUUAUAUUCAGAAUGUUAAAAAAUAUCUGCUGUAUAUUUCUGUUAGGUCAGCACAUCCAUUUCAUACAAAAUGCAUGGACUAUUGUCAAUUUUUUCAAAUGUGAUUGUAAUUUAUGUACUCCUCAUUACAGCAUCUCUUUUGAAAGCAGGUUCAAACCCAUUUUUCAAUGAUUCAGUAGGGAUUCAAAACUUUAUUUGAUCAUAUUUGUGGACACAUUCCCCAUUUCCAUUCUCAAUUUUACAAUCAAGCAAUCAAGAAAACAUCUCCAACAUAAACACAAAAUGGAAACUUUUACUGUUUCUGAAUAAUUGUAAGUGCAAAAACUAUCAAAAUAGGUGCAAUUUGAUCUAACUUAUAGAUUUUUAAUCAUAUUUUGUACUAAUGUUCAAAUAAAUAAUUGCCUCGUUAAUAAAAUUCUAAUUUAUUUUAGUAAUUUGAUUUUGGAAAUACUUUAUAUUGACAGCAUCUUUCCUUACAGGUUGUCAUAGACUAUAAGUUCCCAUGCCCAGUGGAAGAAAUAUUCAGUAAUAUUAUUUAUAAUGGAACAAAUAUUACAGAAUGUGUUCCUCAUGGAAUAAAUUGUAUAGAAUAUUUAUAUCACCAAGAACAGAAAAUGUGGCAUUGUUUAUAACAUGGAAACUUCUGUAUAGGGGGAAUAAAUAUAUGUUGAUACCAUAGGUAACCUCUGUCAAACAUAAUUUGUAGAUUUAUUCUUAAUUGGAGUUGUGUCUUCAUUUUACUUAUUUGUCUUUUAUUCAUAAACAUUAUAGUGAUGUUAGAUAGGAAUUAACAAGCUUGCCAAGUAUUUACCUAAUAUACUGUGAUACUAGUAAAGUAAUUGUGUACACAUUGUCAUCUUAUUGUCAUUUUAUUGUCAAAAUUUGUAAUCAUGUUAAAAAUAUGUCAUCAAUUAAAGGGGCAUUAGCUAUGAUAAAGACAUCAAUUCAAAAAUGAUAUGUAUUUUUUUGCUCUAAACAUAGCAGGCAGUUUGGAUCACUUUGUCAAAAUAAACUUCCAAAAUAAGUCACAAAAAAAGUUUGUUUCCACUCCCCCACCUGGUCGGAAAUAAGCCCAGGGUGGCCGGGUCAAAACUUAUUUUGCAAAAAAAAAUUGAAAUUAUUUUUAUUCCAAAGAAUUGUUUUCAUUUUUGAAAAGUGAUUGAAACUAAAAGGAUUGAUUAUCUUAAUAAAUACACUCAAAUUGAACACAGACAAAUGAUAAGUGGCCUCGACUGGACAAGUUAAACCACUCAUGUGACCAUAUACUAUGACAUCCAGUUAAAAAAAAAUAUGCUUUCCUGGUCUGUUUACAAAGGGGAGGGGAAACGGACAUUCUUUUAAAUAUGGCCUUAUAUUGCAUUUGUCCUUUUGCGCCAAUUACUGUUUUUCUGGGGUAUCAUUUGCGCCAAAUUUUGUUUCCUAAAUGUAUCAUUUGCGCCAAUAUUUGGAACUCAUUUGCACCAAUUUACCUUUUGCUGAUUGUGUUUUAGCCACAUAUGCUGAUGACACAGUGCUUUGUUCUCACAAUGCAUAUGAGCUUUUUUAUUAUAAAAAUUAUUAUGAACUGUUUUAUGCAUUUCAACCUUCAAUGUUUGUGUUUUUGGACAUAAAAUAAAGUUACAAGCUACAAUACAUACAUUAAAUUGGGAAGUACCCAUGCAGCAGCAGUAAGUAGAAGGUAUGUUUCAAAAAAGGAAACAUUUGCCGUGUUACAUGUACAACAUGCCGAUUGUAAUUCUCAAUAAAUUAGUACGGAAGUCAUUUUUCUUCAAAUUGGCACAAUCAUAUGGUGCGUUUUUGGCGCAAAAGAUACCAUUAAUUUUUUAACAUGUGGCGUAAACGGUAAAACCUAGCAUUUGGGUAAAAAAGUUGUGGGGCAAAAGGACACAUUUUUGGCGCAAAUGGAUCACUCCCCUUUAAUUUGAGUGAAUGACCCAAAAAAGGAAAUAAGCAUUUUCAGUUAUUAAAAAGAAAUGAAUAUCAACAUUAAAAGUGAAGCUGAGCCACUGAGAAUUAUUAAUAGUAAAAACACCUUUCCACAAGCUUGUCUUGUAUUGAAAUUUAUCUCUACAUUGGGUCAUAGACCAUGGCCUUUCUUUCGUGGUCCUCUAAAUUGUUUUAAAUAAACACAAAAUUAUACAUUACAGACAGUCUUUAUAUUGUUUAUUGUGUGUUUUUUUGUAAUUCUGAUAGGUGUUUUAACAUACGAGUUGAAUCCUGGAAUUUGACAGCUAAUGCCUCUUUAACAUCUUUCUUAACUUGUUUUAAUGGUAUAAAUGUUUUUGUAGAAGUUUUAGCAAAAUUAAAUUUUUAUAUUGUUAAAAUA